AUGAUGAACUCUUUACAAAAUACCGUAAAGUAUUUGCGGCUCAUCAACGUUAAAACUGCUCUCAAUACUUUGAAGGAAUGUAAGACAGUUCCAUUCAAAGUGUCUAAGCAACAAAAGCUAGACAUUUCAAAAUGUAAAGCUAUUACAUUCUGCCCCAGAAGUAUCGGUCUCGAAAUCAGAGACAAUCCAACUGAUGGACGUAUCAGGCAGGAUCCACUAUCGUAUAUUCCUAUAGUUAACCCUCGAUCUAUUUUACCUGUUAUUGAUACAAAUUGGAGAAAAGAUGAGAUUGGCUUACCAGCAAUCAGACAAGAAGAGAAACAAGCCGUCAGACUUAUCGUUAUUCGUCGAAAGAAAAUGAAGAAGCACCAGCGCAGAAAGCUAUGGAAAAGAAUGAGACACCGUUGGGCUAGAAUUAAAAAAAACAGACGUCAGAUGAAGGAGAAGAUCUUCCAAAACGAACUGCUAGCCAUGAUUAAAGCAGCAAAUGAGUUUUCUGCAGAGCAAUAUGUGGCUAGUAAGAUUGAGAGGGCCAAUCACACUCCUUUGCCAACCCGCUGGAGACACAAGCGUUUGCCCGAAUUCAUCAUCCGACAACUACUCGGACUGGAUAAGAAAAUUAACUAUAAACAUACUGAUGUGUACAAAGCGUAG
This is a messenger RNA of Parnassius mnemosyne (clouded apollo), 654 nucleotides long. Lineage: Eukaryota; Metazoa; Arthropoda; Insecta; Lepidoptera; Papilionidae. The record is from the annotation of a GenBank genome assembly.